Messenger RNA from Danaus chrysippus (African queen), 3084 nucleotides. NCBI's taxonomy places the organism in Eukaryota, Metazoa, Arthropoda, Insecta, Lepidoptera, Nymphalidae. The record is from the annotation of a GenBank genome assembly.
AUGAUGGACGUGCAACUAAGCGAGCCGACCAAGUGGCACCGUGGAGGCUUCCUCUCCACUCUCAACAGAAGUUUCCGUCUGGCCACCAAAUCAAAAAGCGCUAACAAUUCACCUAUUGAAAACAAAUCUUUUGAACAAAGUUUAAAAAUGACUGACAAGGGUUUAAAUUCAUCAAGCGAUGCUACAGCAGCGUUAAGGCCGCUUGAAAUUGUGGCGCCACGCAUCGAUUCCUACAGAUUUUCUAUGGCAAAUCUAGAAGAAACACAAGACGCUGAUCUAGACGCGAUCUUAGGGGAGUUGUGUGCGCUCGAUUCCGAAUACGAUGAAGAAAUUUCUAGAGUAUCCACUGAUUAUUCGCAAUCCAAAGAAAGAGAAGAGGGCGAGAGUUCCCAGCGACAAGAAAACAAGGAGGGCGAUGGUGCACCAACCAUCACUAGAACUGAUUCACCUGACAAUGACUCUGCCUUUAGUGACACGGUAUCGAUGCUCUCUAGCGAGUCGUCAGCCUCGAGUAGUGCAAGUUCUAAAUGUAAGCCGAUGAAACUUAGUCUGCAUCCAAAUCAAAAGGAUGCAAUUUUUCAACAGAAAGCAGAUAAAAUUAAACUGGCAUUGGAACGUAUGAGAGAGGCGAAUGUAAAGAAGCUCUUUAUUAAAGCUUUCUCUAUGGACGGAUCUUCAAAGAGUCUCCUAGUUGAUGAGAAGAUGACGUGCGGCUACGUCACACGGCUAUUAGCUGACAAAAAUCAUGUCACCAUGGAACCUAAAUGGGCCAUAGUUGAACAUUUACCAGAUUUGCAUAUGGAACGAGUGUACGAAGAUCACGAGAUGUUGGUGGACAACCUCAUGCUAUGGACGCGAGAAUCCAAAAACAAAAUACUGUUUGCCGAAAGGCCAGACAAGAUAUCGCUCUUCCAAACACCAGAGAAAUUUCUCCUAACUGAAGAUGAAAGAGGAUUUAGUGAAUACGACGAGCAUUUACGUCAAGUGGUCAUAGAAGAGUUCUUCGGUCAGAGCGGAGCUUCCACAAUUCCCUCUGUCUCCGGUCAUCAAGUCCCAGCCAUGGAAGGACCUCUCUAUCUUAAAAGUGACGCUAAAAAGGGCUGGAAGAAAUACUACUUCGUCCUACGACCUUCCGGACUGUACUAUUUACCGAAAGAUAAAGUGAAGACCUUAAAGGAGCUGGUCUGCUUGGCGACUUUCGACACUAACGAAGUAUAUUUAGGAGUCAAUUGGAAGAAAAAGUACAAGUCGCCAACUGACUUUUGCUUCGCUAUCAAGCAUCCACGGCUUCAACAGCCGAAGAGCGUCAAGUUUAUUAAAUUUCUUUGUGCCGAUGAUCAAAGGACUCUCGAGAGAUGGGUCACCGCCAUGCGUAUAGCGAAGCACGGCAAACAAUUACUAGAAAAUCACCGCACCCUCGUCGAAGAGCUGACCCAGGAAGAUUUAGACCAUUUGGCCCACGCCCGCUCAUGCUCCAUAACAUCGAUCCCUACAAAGACUAAUGGCACGGCGCCAGGCCUGCCCGCGCCCGUCUCCAGCAACGUCAGUGUUGCCAACUCUGACAUCAGCAGCGGCAGACAUUCUCGAGCUUCAUCUUCUAGUUCAAGCGGUUGUCUCUCAGAUGGCGGUACGGCCUCGGAAAGUGCGUUCGAUUGCGAAUUUCCUAUGGGUACAAUAAAACGAAAACCAUCAAUGAAGCCAAAUAUUCCUUUGACCUGGAUGACGCGGCAACUUAAAGAAAUGGUUGAAAAUGAAGGUGAUGCAGAAGUAGGUGAUUCUGGAACACUCACAAGACGACCGCGCACCCGAGACGAUUCAACUCUUAAACGCCACCACUCAACUGCUACAGAAUCUUCGGAGCCCACUAUAUACAGUACCAGCAGCAUCACCUCUAGCAGUCCAGUGAGAGAUCCGUCAUCACCAACCUAUGGCCACUAUGAAACUAUUACUCACGAACCAUACAGAGCAAGUGUGGACACAGCAUCCUCGCUAUACGGAUACACAAUCUAUGACAAUUCACAAACACAACCAGAACCUACUGUUGAGGAUCUUCCUCUUCCACCACCUCCAACUGAUAUUCCAGAUGGUAUGUUCAGUUCGACUCUCAGCCUUGAUUCAUUGCCACCGCCUCCACCACCUGUGGCCUAUCCUAUAGAGGAUUUAAAUGGAUCCCAGCUGAGUCUACCACCGCCUCCACCUGAACACACUAUUGAGACUCACACUGGACGGGUUCAAGAUAUAGUAAGUCAGCUAACCGCCCAGCAAAUAGAACAAACAUCGAGAGCCGGCCAAAGGAGCAGUUUAAGAAGCUCUGACAGCAACCGAUCAUUCCCCCGACAACCGUCUCUCGAUAGUGUUAAUUCGGAAGCUUCGAAGACCUCUUCUUUACAAUCAGACAAAAGUAUUUACGCUCAUACGCAACAAAAUGUUGCAUAUGGUGCUUGUCUUGUAGAGCUACAAAACAAAAAAAUAAGCAACGGCAGUCCAGCCAUACAGAAGAAGACGAUGGAACCUGUAAAAGAAAGAGCUGGUUCCAUUAAAAAAGUUAACUUUGCAGAUGACCUUCCAAGUAAUUCUGACAAGAAAGCCAAAAAAAUUUCUUUUAAUUUGACGGACGCUCCACUUUCACCAAGAAAGCCUCCUCCGCCGAAACGCAAUGAGAGCACCCGUCUUUCGUCCCCUAAAAAGCUAGCUGAUUCAAACAGUAAUCCUCCAAAAGACUUUCUAAAAGAUCUCCAAAGAGUCAUGAGGAAGAAAUGGCAGGUUGCUCAGAAAUGCAAACUUGAACCGGCAACUACGCCGCAUGAGGUACUCGGUUUCAGAGAAUACCCCCUAUCAGAUGACUACAAAGAGACUAGUGUGUCCAUGUGGGUUCAAGAACAUUAUGGAGGAGGUUCAGGCGUAGAAGAUCCAUUCUACGAGAAUGUGUUCGGAAGAGAAGCUCAACCACGGCGAGAAGAACCGAAACCAAUAAAGAAGCGUCCACCGCCAGCCCCUCCUCGCCGUAGCGAUUCGACGCACUUGAGCACACACCCCGGCAUCCCCCCACCCUCCCAUCCAUCGCCCGUUCAACCGACCGCUUGA